Dermacentor andersoni is the source of this 3457-nucleotide messenger RNA. RefSeq lists its product as uncharacterized. NCBI's taxonomy places the organism in Eukaryota, Metazoa, Arthropoda, Arachnida, Ixodida, Ixodidae. Gene Ontology annotation, molecular function: nucleic acid binding; zinc ion binding. The record is from RefSeq and is a predicted model, not a curated record.
UAGUGUCGCCCCCUGUCAGAUCUCUGUGUCAUCGCACAUGUAUGUUUUGUAGUUGUUUAGCUAGAUGGCGCACCCCCCUUUUGUCAUGUGACGAGCUUGUACCAAUCGGGAGGUGUCAUCUAGCAUGUGAAGCCUUUAUAAGAAUAAACAGCCGCGGGUCGGCGGAGUCUUCGUUCCGGUUUUCAGCGGGAGCAGUUAGCUCCGUGUCUCCUUCACUGCGCCGGCGCUAGCCGCGCGUUCGCCCGUCGGGGCCCCCCGCUUGCCUGCCGCUGCCGACACAACAUCUUUUGGCGACGAGGGUGGGACUCCCGCAGCGGUUCCGACCGAAGCCCCGGGAAACCAACGAGCUUCGCCCACCUCGAAGCGGCCGGCGGUGGCGACUGGACGGACGCGCGACGAGCGUCCGCGCUCGUCAGCGCUCUCGGGCGUGAGGGACAACGGAAGUACUUCGCAGACGAGGAGCAGGAAGCAGCAAGGCAGUUAACCAGCGCAGCGUCAGCUUCAAGCGAAGCAGCAAGGCAGUCGACCGGCGCAGCGUCAACGUCAAGUGAUGCGGUCCCGCCAGCGUCAGUUUCCGAGACUCAUGGAGCGGCUUGACCGGCUGUUCGCCGCGUCAACAAAUGUCCUGGCGGAACGGCACGAAUUCACCAGUCGAAAGCAGUUCGAGGGAGAGGGAUUCCUGGAAUUCGUGACCGCAUUGAAGGAGAAGGCGGUACAGUGCAACUUCGGCACAGCCUACAACGAGCGCGUCCGAGACCAGAUAAUACAGGGCGUAGCGAACGUCAGCGUUCGCGAAAAGUUGCUGGCUCAUGACGAAACCCUGUCCCUGGACAAGGCAGAAGAAAUUGGACGCUCGUUAGAAGCCUUGCAUCGAGCGAACCGCGCGUUCGGCUCCGAAAAUGUUCGAAGAAUUGAAGCAUCCCAGCUUGGCGUUCCGUCGACGGGUCAAGAUGGCCGACUUCUUCCGGGGAGCCGCCAAGAUGGCCGACGUAGUCCGGGAGGCCAUGAAGAUGGCCGACUUCUUCCGGGAAGCCGCCAAGAGGGCCGACUUCUUCCGGGAAGCCGCCAAGAUGGCCGACGUAGUCCGGGAGGCCAUCAAGAUGGCCGACUUCUUCCGGGAAGCCGCCAAGAGGGCCGACUUCUUCCGGGAAGCCGCCAAGAGGGCCGACUUCUUCCGAGAAGCCGCCGAGACCACGGCCUUCUUCCGAGAGGCCGCCGAGACCACGGCCUUCUUCCGAGAGGCCGCCGAGACCACGGCCUUCUUCCGAGAGGCCGCCGAGACCACGACCUUCUUCCGAGAGGCCGCCGAGACCACGACCUUCUUCCGAGAGGCCGCCGAGACGACGGACAUUUCGCACAUGGCUCCUCCGGGAACCGUGGUGCAUGCGACCGGUGUGGCAGCGCGAAGCAUAUUGCAACGUACAGGAAUUGUCCAGCAAGGAACCGGCGGUGCAACGCCUGCCACACGUUGGGCCAUUUUGCAUCAGUUUGCCGAAAAACCCGUACUGUUCAACACGUCUCUUCCGCAGAGACGCUGUCUUCGACUUCCGCAGGGCAGCCGUCCGCGUCUGUCUUGACGGUAAGCGCUUUUGAAACUAAAAAAGAUUUGGAAGUUCCAGUCGUAGUGAACGGCGUCUCCAUGCAACUGCCGGUGGAUACAGGAGCGUCUGUCUCAUUGAUGACGGCCGAGGAUUUUGGAAAGCACUUUGGUCGACAGCACAGACUGUCAAAAACAGCAGUGGACUUGAAAAAUUUCUCCAAGCAACGCAUCGACAUUCAAGGCCUGUUUCAAGCCACUGUCCAGUUUUUCCAAAGGUCAUGCUCCUUCACGUUCCACGUAACGACUACAGGAACAUCGCUGCUGGGUUUAGACGCCAUCCAACGCUUGGGCAUACAGAUCGACGGCACGUCGCUGACAUGUCUACCAUCGCUUCCUUCAGUACAGAGCCCCACAGGUGUGCCUCCGGGUUUUGAUCACCUUUCCAGUGACGAGUUGGGCCUCGUCAACAACUUUGUGCACCGAAUUCAUCGGCAGCAAGAUGCGAAACCAGUAUCUUCAAAGUUGCGCCGACAACCCCUGGCUCUCCGUGACCAGGUAACAAAUGAAUUGCGACGUCUCGAGGACAGCGACAUCGAGCGCGUCGAGGCUUCAGAGUGGGUGUCUCCGCUCAUGGUGGUGCGCAAGAAGGAUGGAACCAUGCGGCUCUGUGUAGAUCUACGGGAACAGGACAGUCUUGUGUCUCCAGUUCAAGAAAAGGUCUUGCAGAAACAGUCUCAGACUAAAAAGUACGUAGACAAACGUAGAGGUGCUCAGGCAACUCGUAUCAAGGUGGGAGACACCGUCAGAAUAAGAUUUAACAGGAAAGGAUUUUUUAAGUACAGUAAACCUCGUAAAGUCAAGGCCCAGAUAGGACCAUCUACUUUUCUACUCGGUGAUGGGCAAACGUGGCAUGUGUCUAAGUUAACCGUAGCGAUGAAGGUUCCAGCAGGUAGUACAUUGUGUACAAGUAAUAGGGACUUUUUGUACUCAUAUUCAAACUUGGAUAGUCAUUCCGAUGACUCGUCUGUAGCGACAUCGUCCUUUCAUAGGCAUCAGUUAAGUUGCGCGUCUGACUGUAUCACUUCAGAGUCUACACAGUCAGCAGUCGUCUCAGAUUCCGUUGGGGAAUCGGUAGCAUCCCAGGACUUGUUGGGACGUCGAGAGGAGCUUCCUGGGCAACCCUCUCCAGCUUUGAGCGACAACCACAUUGAGUUUUCCAACCAGGGGGAGGUAAAUAAUAGUGGGACGACUGGGUCUUUAAAGUCGACCGAUACGUGUCGCAACCCCCAAAGUUCUUCUGAGGUACGCACGCGUCCUCAUCGUGACAGAAAACGGCCUCCGUGGCUCGAUGAUUUUGUUUAUGUAGUGUAGAACGUAUUUCCGUCUUCAAAAUGCCACGGCUAGGGGCCUUGUUGAGACAGUCCACAUGUUUCAUUAACACAGGUAUAAAAAGUGCUCCUUGUUGCGGUGCAGUGAGUUUUGUGAAGUGUUCCUUGUCAGACUUUGAGUGACUGCCCGUGUUUUGGUGCCCAAGACUGGUGCACGUGUAUGUGAACUUGGGCAGGGACGGACUGAAAUUGUUGUGGACUUAAGUGCGUGCUUUGUGUGCGACUGGUGCGCGUGUGCGAACGUGGGGGGGAAUGAGCUGAAAUUGCCUUUGGACUUAAAUGCGCGUCUUGUGUGCGCGUUUCACUGUAUGCUUGCUUUGUUUCCAGGGGGGGAUGAUGUAGUAUAGUGUCGCCCCCUGUCAGAUCUCUGUGUCAUCGCACAUGUAUGUUUUGUAGUUGUUUAGCUAGAUGGCGCACCCCCCUUUUGUCAUGUGACGAGCUUGUACCAAUCGGGAGGUGUCAUCUAGCAUGUGAAGCCUUUAUAAGAAUAAACAGCCGCGGGUCGGCGGAGUCUUCGUUCCGGUUUUCA